Carcharodon carcharias (great white shark) is the source of this 1077-nucleotide messenger RNA. RefSeq names its product multidrug and toxin extrusion protein 1-like. Lineage: Eukaryota; Metazoa; Chordata; Chondrichthyes; Lamniformes; Lamnidae. Gene Ontology annotation, molecular function: xenobiotic transmembrane transporter activity; antiporter activity. Gene Ontology annotation, biological process: transmembrane transport. The record is from RefSeq and is a predicted model, not a curated record. Gene Ontology annotation, cellular component: membrane.
AUGGGGCAAGGACAGCUUAGAGAUGGGUUUUUAUCACAGCUGAUGAUGCUUCUAAUAAAUAUUGUCAACUCCACAUUCUGUGGACAUUUAGGAAGAAUUGAAUUGGACGCAGUUAGUCUUGCCUCAGCGGUAAUAACUCUAUCGGGUAUCUCCAUAGGUUUUGGGUUGUCUACAGCGUGUGACACACUCAUGUCUCAGACAUAUGGCAGCAAGAACUGGAUGAUUCUCCAAAGAGGGAUUCUCAUUCUCAUGAUAACCUGCUUUCCUUGCUGGGCCAUCUUCAUAAACACCAAGCACAUUUUAUUGGCUUUCAAACAGUCUCCUGCAGUGGCUAGGUUAGAAUCUUACUUAUGUUUUACUAUCACUAUAUUUAUUUCUGCUCUUCCUGUAACAUUUCUUUAUGAUUUAGAGACCAGAUACCUUCAGAAUCAGGGGAUCAUCAUGCCUCAGCUUUUCACUGGUCUCAUAGCCAACAUCCUCAACGCUGUCACCAAUUAUCUCUUCCUCUUUGUGCUGAAGCUGGGAAUGCCAGGCUCGGCUGCUGCUAAUGUUCUCUCUCAGUACUGUCAGGCUAUUCUCCUGUUUGGAUAUAUUCGAUGGAAAAAGUUGCAUGAUAAGACCUGGGCAGGAUGGUCUACUGACUGUGUGCAGGAGUGGGGCCUUUUUCUACGACUGGCAAUUCCUAGCAUGUUUAUGAUAUAUAUUGAAUGGUGGACAAUUCACAUUGGAACAUUCCUCGUAGGGGUAACUAAUGAAGUUCAGCCUGGAGCCCAGACCAUUUUUUAUCAGAUUGUACUAACAGAGUAUGUGGUAAGGAUGAACAUUCUGCACAAGGAUGAAGCGGACACAGAAAACAGUGAAGUUGUUUUGAUGCCCAAUGUUUGUCAAAUGGAACAAAAGAUAAACAAGGACCGGGUGACAGAUGAGUCUUCCGUUCUGGACACUGGAGUGACCACGGUUGGAGAAAUCCUGUCCACAAAACAUCUGAUCAUUUGUCAUGACCUGGCCUUCCUUUCAGGACCACUCAUUCUGGCAAUUGGACUGGUGAUACACUUCAUUCUUGCAAAGGGGCUGUAG